Molecule: messenger RNA, 5340 nt
Organism: Cheilinus undulatus (humphead wrasse)
Lineage: Eukaryota; Metazoa; Chordata; Actinopteri; Labriformes; Labridae
Product: voltage-dependent calcium channel gamma-6 subunit-like
Exons: 7
Coding region: 681-1547 (288 amino acids)
Biological process (GO): calcium ion transmembrane transport; regulation of calcium ion transmembrane transport via high voltage-gated calcium channel
Cellular component (GO): membrane; L-type voltage-gated calcium channel complex
Molecular function (GO): calcium channel regulator activity; voltage-gated calcium channel activity
Source: RefSeq, a predicted model, not a curated record
UCAUGUCUGAUAGCUGGACCUUUCUCCUCACAACUUUAAACCACGCUGGCUUCUCUAAGAGGGAUAUUUUUAACUCUUUAGAGACAGUUUGUCACCGCUCACAGUGGCUGUAAUGAGUUUUUUUCCUCUUGCUUCAGAGCUGCUUUUCUACUCGGUCCAACAAGAGCCGUAUAAGGAGAGCCGUGUUCAGCCUUGAUGAGCGACAUCACUUCAUUCACCACUGACUUCUACCUCAGACUCUCAGUGGAUCCACUUUUCCUCACUUAUUUUCUGUCAUUUUCUUCUUCAUUAUGUCUGGUCUGUCUGUUUUUCAUCCAUCAUCAAAGCCACCAUUUUUAUUCAGCUUUUUAACAAAAGAAGGCUGAUUUCUGCAUCACCCUGCUGAAAGUUUUAGAGACAUUUAUGUUUCAUAACUAAAUGGACUCUCUGGUUCCCUUUUAUUUUUCUACUGACCCUUUUUUCUUACCAAAAAUAUUUGUUUUUAUCUUUCUACCUCUUUUUGGCUCUUCUUUCUUGUUGGACUUUUUUUGCUUCUAGAAUUGUCUUUAUGGGAACUAAUUGAAGACGCACAAGCGUUUCCCCUGAUCUACCAUCCCUGUUGAAGGGAAAGCUCGAAGCAGCUUGACUCUCAGACUCAAACCUCCCACAGCUGUCACAUUUGUUUGCUACAUUGUGACAAAAUGUGGUCGACCUUUUUGGUGACUGAUGAGGAAGGCCGCACGGUGAGUCCCGCUGCGACUGGAACGGUGGGAGGGCCUGCGCCAGGAGGACCACCUCAGGGUCCUGUUGCUCUGACAAGCCUGAUGUCUGGACGCAGCACCUUUGGAGGGAACAAGCGGCGCAGGACAACAUCAACAGGACACGCCAUGAGCGAGGCACAGGAAGGAAAGAUCAAGUUGGCAUUCUUUGUGGCCAUCGUUGGCGUAGUUCUGACGGUCCUUGGGGUGGGGACAGAGUUCUGGGUGGAGCUUUCUCCCCCCAAGAGUUUCUAUAACAACCAGACUUGUCUUACAGCACACUACGGCCUGUGGAAAGGCUGCACCAAGACCCUGUGGGUGGCUGAUAUCGACCCAGAGAGAGAGAGCUGUGGACCUGCUGAACUCCCGGGAGAGUCCAACUGCACCUACUUCAAGUUUUUCACCACAGGGGAAAACACUGUGUUGUUUCAGAAGACAACGAAAAAGAAUCUGAAUGUAGCGACAGCCAUGUUAGCCAUGUUCAGCCUGUUCCUGAUGGUGAUGGGUGCCAUAUGCAUCACCAUGUCCCUCAGUAAAGAGAUUCUGUUUUUCCUCAAACCGGCAUCUGUUUGCUUUAUUCUGUCAGGUGUCAUGGUGCUUCUCUCUCUGAUGGUUUUCCAUCAGUCCGUCCUGGCCUUCUUGGCCAGCGACCACACGGUCCCUCUGCACCACGAGCUCUCCUGGUCAGUGUCGUGUAUCGGCUGUGCGGGGGCCGUCCUCAUCGUGGGCGGGAUCCUCUUCCUGCUGCUGGCUCUGCCCUACAGUCCCUGGCAAAAGUGCCUCCCUCAGAAGGACAGCAGCAGCAGCUAGUGGCCUGGAGGUGGUAGUGCACUUUAUUUGCCCUUUCUGUUUGUGAGGAGGGGGGAGCAGAGGGGCAAGGAGGUUUCCUAAAGAUGACUGAGCAUUGAGUUUGCUUUAUCUGUGAACUUUCAGGAAUAGCAGGCACGUUCAUGGUGACAUGUCCCACUCUCAGAAUUACCCAGUAUUUCAGUAUAACUUCACAAGACAUGAUUUUACCUCAUUUUAGACCCAUACACUCACUGAAGUUUGACGUUUUGCAGUGCAGAUGUUCAAAGUAUGUCUCUUUUAAAAAUCCUAGUAUGCACCUUCAAUGCUCAGAUGUAUUUGGGAAACUCUCCUGCAUUGUCUUACGAAACAUCCUGCAGGGUUUGGAGGCAAUUAACUGCAGUUCAUUCGAUAGACUUAUGAGCCAUUUACAUAAUGCCCUCUUUUCAAAAAGCUGCUUUUUAAAUCAGUGUUAAAGCUAAAAGCACAAUUUAGAUAAAUGCUCUAAGUAGUUCUCAUUUGCUGGAAGCCUGACUAAAGGAUCAUUUAUGCUCUGUGAUUGACCCUCUAUCGACCAUGUUCCCACAGUGCCUAAGGUUCUGUGACAUGAGACUCAUUUAUGCUCCAUGGCCGAUAUGCAUUUUGUUAUAGGCAGAUCAUUGUGUCCAUACUCUGCAGUCAUUUUGCUCGUAUUUAAGCAGAAUCAAUCAAAUCUUACAGAUACAGACCAAAUGUUGCUAUAGGAUUUAACAGUGUGGUUCUGGUAGUUAAAGUCCCAUUCCUUCUCCAUAGUGGGUUUGAUUAUUAGCCGUAUUAUCAGAAGCAUCCAAGUCAGACUUAGCACAAGCUACCUGAGAGUGAAACGGUGAUAUAUGCUCCUGUAGAAGACAAAAGUUUGUAUGAUAUCAACCUCUGGUGAAGAAAACAUAGUUUAUUCUCAUUCUCAGCCAAAAAUACUACAAUACCCACAAUGCUUGAGUUACAGUGACAUCUGUGAUUGGUAGGAACUCCAGUUAACCUCUGAAUGUCUACCAAGGCUAUACACAAGUGUUGACUAUUUAUGUCAACGUUACAUGCUGCUACAGUCUUAAGCAAUAAAUAUGCAAACUACGACUUAAAACAACAUUAUCAUUUCAAAUGCAAUAAUCACAGCAAAGAUAAAUGUAGAAAAGAGGUAAAUAUAGGGUUCAACACUUGAAACGCUAUCAAUAAAGACGAAUAAGAUAAUGUAAAGAAAUAUGUACACAGUCUUUUAUCUUUACCUUUCUCUCAAUUUUUCAAUCUGUUUUUGCUCUGAAUUAAACAUUUUAUAGUUAUGAGUGCUCAGGUAGCUGGCUAGCCGGGUUCAUGCAUGAAAAGUGUUAAAAUAAGGAUUUUGGGAAAUGUCUAUGGGGGAUUUGAAUGUCUAAUUUCACUUCUGGAACCAGAGCCAAACUGGGGGAAUUUUACUCAAAAUUUCUGUGGAAAUAUUGUUGAAUACUUAAGGAGUCAAUGAAACUACAAAAUUUACAAACCCCAAUUCCAAAAAAGUUGAGUCUUGUGUAAAAUGUGAAUAAAGAUAAUAAACAGUGGGAGGCAGGUCUGGACUGCCAGUCUAGGACCUGCACUCUUAUUGUAAGGCCAUGCUGUUGUAACUUGUGCAGAGUGUGUCUUGAUAAAAAAAAAAUUAGGGAUGUUCCUGAAAAAGACGUCUGGAUGGAAACACAUGUUGCUACAAAUAUUGUAUAGAGCUCUCAGUAUUAAUGCUGCCUUCACAGGUGUGCAAGAUACCCAUACCAUUGGCACUAAUACACCCCCACAACAUCCAAGAUGUUGGCUUUUGAUCUUUGCAAUUAUAGAAAGCCAGCAUCUGGGCUUUAGCAGACCAAAACACACUUUUCCACUUUAAGGUCAGCCAAUCUCAGAUAAGCUCAGGCUCAGAUAAGUCAGCAACACUACUGGAUAUUGUUAUACAAGGCUUUCACUUGUUAAAGUCUUAACUUGUGUUUGCAGAUGACGUGAUAUACCAUGUUAAGUAAAAAUGAUUUCUGAAGUGUUUCUGAGCACACGUUAUAGAUUCCAUCAUUUGAUAAUGCUAGUUUUUAAUGGCUAAGGCGUAAAAGGUCAUGGGCAUAUAGUGUUUGUUUUCAGCCUUGCUCCUUAUGUGCAGAAAUUUCUCCAGAUUCCCUGAAUCUUUUGAUGAAAUUACAGACUGUAGGAGGCGAAAUCUCAAAAACUCAUUGCAUGUUGAGGAACAUUUUUAAUAAACUGUUUGACUAUUUACUGUGAACAACUGAGCCUUUCAGGAGUAGGGAAGAGUAUGGAAAUCUGGUUCCAACACAUCUCAUACCAUUCCAAAUUACAAGACAGAUUUCAGUGCUUCAUUUUGAUACCUUAACACCCUGACACUCCAAAGGAAAGACACAAAAUAUGUUAUGUGAAGAGACUGUUUCCUUUACUUUUAUGUUCUAUUGGCAUCUUAUUCCUGAAUGAUUUACUAUCCAGAGACAAAUUUUAUUCAGCCACCAACUUUUAAAACAUUUUUUUCCUCUUACCGAUUCAGGCACCAUUUAGACUUUUUUAAAGUAUUGAUUUAGCACCUUUAUCAGAAAAAAAGAAACAAUGCCCUACCCUACAGGCGUGCUUAUUUCAUACCCAAUCAUGGUACUCAAUCAAUCAAUCAAUCAAUCAAUCAAUCAAACUUUAUUUAUAUAGCACUUUUCAUACAAGAAAAUGUAGCACAAAGUGCUUUACACACAGACGGUACUAUCACCUGUUCCUAAUUAACUUAAUUACCAGAAUGUUCCAGGUUUCAUGAGCAUUCCCUAACUUUUCCAGUCCUUUCUAGCCCCUGUCCCAACUUUUUAAAAUGUAUCAAGUUAAAUGUUAAAUUCUUGAUUUUGUGCUGAAUUGAACUUAUUAUAAGGUGAGAAAGAUUUACACAUCACCACAUUUUAAUCACAUUUUACACAGUGUACCAGGUUUUUUGGAAUUGGGCUGUAUAUGAUGUCAGUUCCCUGGGAACAGGUGAGCUAACAUAGUUUAAAAUAUACUGAUGUAAUUUGUGUCCAUUUAUGGAGCAUAAAUGAGCCUAAACACGUUAUAAACACUGAUUCAACCACCUUAAAUGCAAACAUGUUCAUGAAGAGUACAGCUGACUGUAGCGUCAUAGUUUUAAUUGUAAAUCCAGGGUUAAAAGAACCACACAGAAUUUAAGAUUUGCUGCAGUAUUCACAUUUGCUGCUAGCUUACUUGACUUUUGCCAGAAAGACUGCUAAUUAACUGUAAUUGAGCUGCUUUAUUGAAGCCACCUGUCUGCUCAGGUAACAAGACGACCACAAAGAUCCUAAAAGCGACAGUUUAUCGACCUCCAAUCUGAAAACCUCUUUAAGAAACUCGUUUUUUCUCAGUGAUGUGUGAUAAAGCAAAUAUUUGUUUGUCUUUAAUGUCUGCAGAGCUGUCUGCUGUCUUCAGUGAUCAGUGUUGAUUUGUUCAUUAACUUUAAAGUAGACACUUAGAAAUAUAUUUACUUAUUUAUGUGACAGGAGUCGUCUUGUAAUGCUUUAGAUUCUGUCAUUUAUUUCAUUGUGUUUAUAAUGUGUACAAUAGGCAGUUAUGGAGACAAGCAGUAAAUACAAAUAGAAGCCAUAGUAGAGCUAUACAUGACAGCAGAGUGUAGAAUCAGCUCAGUGUGUUAUAUACCAUCAUUCAGGAUGAUUUAUGUCAAAACAAACUGCUUUGUGUGCCUGUUGGGGGUUUAAAAACCGUCUCUGUGACUUUUUUGAACUGAAUCAAUUGAGUAUGACUGACUUCAUUUUAUUAUUAAACAUGACCUGAA